CGGCGGGGUGGUCGCGGCGCGCGGCGCCCGCUCAGGAUGUCGCGCAAGGUGCCCCGCGCGGAGGUGUGCGCCGACUGCAGCGCCCCAGACCCUGGCUGGGCGUCAAUCAAUCGCGGAGUGUUGGUCUGCGACGAAUGUUGCAGCGUCCAUCGCAGUCUGGGGCGCCACAUCUCCAUCGUCAAGCACCUUCGGCAUAGCCCUUGGUCUGCCACCUUGUUGCAGAUGGUGCACACCCUCGCGAGUAACGGGGCCAAUUCUAUAUGGGAACACUCGCUGCUUGAUCCGGCGCAGGUCCAGAGCGGGAAGCGUAAGGCUAACCCGCAGGAUAAAGUCCACCCCACCAAGUCCGAAUUCAUCCGUGCCAAAUACCAGAUGCUGGCCUUUGUCCACAAACUCCCGUGCCGGGACGACGACGGCGUCACCGCCAAGGAUCUCAGCAAGCAACUGCAUUCAAGUGUCCGGACGGGGAACCUGGAGACCUGCUUGCGUCUUCUUUCCCUGGGCGCCCAGGCCAACUUCUUCCACCCGGAGAAAGGGACGACACCCCUUCACGUUGCUGCUAAGGCGGGGCAGAUCCUCCAGGCAGAGCUGCUCGUCGUCUAUGGGGCGGACCCCGGGGCGCCUGACGUGAACGGACGCAGCCCCAUCGAUUACGCCAGGCAGGCGUCUCAGCACGAACUGGCCGAGCGCCUGGUGGAAUGCCAGUACGAGCUGACGGACAGGCUGGCUUUCUACCUUUGUGGGCGAAAGCCGGACCACAAGAAUGGGCACUACAUCAUCCCGCAAAUGGCAGACAGAGUGCGCCCAAAAUGCAUGUCUCAAAGCCUGGACCUCUCUGAGCUUGCCAAGGCAGCCAAGAAGAAACUGCAGGCGCUAAGCAACCGUCUCUUUGAGGAACUCGCAAUGGACGUCUACGAUGAAGUGGAUCGCCGGGAGAAUGAUGCAGUCUGGCUCACGACGCAGAACCACAGCACCUUGGUGACGGAGCGCAGCGCAGUCCCCUUCCUUCCCGUGAACCCUGAAUAUUCUGCAACGCGCAAUCAGGGACGGCAGAAACUUGCCCGCUUCAAUGCCCGGGAAUUUGCCACCCUCAUCAUCGAUAUCUUAAGCGAGGCGAAACGUCGGCAGCAGGGCAAAAGCCUCUCCAGCCCCACAGAGAUCCUCGACUCCUCCCUCCACGGGCACAGCGACCUCGACGACCAACACGACUACGACAGCGUUGCCUCAGACGAGGACACGGACCAGGAGCCCCUCCGCAGCGCCAACGCAGGGCGCAAUAACCGCGCUCGGAGCAUGGAUUCCUCGGACCUCUCCGACGGUCCCAUCACGCUGCAGGAGUACCUGGAGGUCAAGAAGGCGCUGGCCGCCUCCGAAGCAAAAGUGCAGCAGCUGAUGAAAGUCAACAACAGCCUGAGCGACGAACUGAGGCGGCUGCAGAGAGAGAUCCACAAGCUGCAGGCGGAGAACAUGCAGAUUCGCCAGCAGGUGGGGCCCGUCCACCCGGCGGCAGCGCCACCCCCCAGCGAGCGCCCCGACCACAGCCACGUGGCCUCCGCGGCCACGGGAGCCCACCGCCGGGACCGCCACGCCUUCUCCAUGUACGAGCCGGGCACCGGGGCCCUCAAGCCCUUUGGCCAGCAGCCGAUGGACGACCUCGUCACCCGCCUUUCCACCCCAUUCCACCCCGGGGAGGUGGAUGAGGAAGCCUUGUAUUCCAUCCACAACCAGGCCAGCAUCUACCGGAUGCGGAAGGGGGGCUCCAUCUCCUCGAUGCCAUUCCCUCCGUCUUCUCCCCUCUUGUCCUGCGCUCCGGAGAGCGGACGUCACAUGACUGGAAAACUGGACCGACACGGCAGCGGCACAGACAGCGAUUAUGACAACACGCAGGGCGGGGAUCUGCCCCUCAGCAUGGACGGGAAGCGCUUGCUGGACCUCAGCAAGGAUGAUGACUUGCACCCAGAACCUGAACCACUGGAAGGUGACCUGGACCCGGGCCUGCCCAGCACGGAAGACGUCAUUCUCAAGACGGAACAGGUCACAAAGAAUAUCCAGGAGCUCCUCCGAGCUGCCCAGGAGUUCAAGCACGACAGCUUCGUCCCCUGUUCAGAGAAGAUUCACGCUGCCGUCACGGAAAUGGCGUCACUUUUCCCCAAGAAGCCGGCUCUGGAGACGGUGCGCAGCUCCUUGCGCCUGCUGAACGCCAGCGCCUACCGCCUGCAGAGCGAGUGCCGCAAGACGGUCCCCCCGGAGCCGGGGGCCCCCGUGGACUACCAGCUCCUGACCCAGCAGGUCAUUCAGUGUGCCUACGACAUCGCCAAGGCCGCCAAGCAGCUGGUCACCAUCACCACCCGCGAGAAGAAGCAGUGAAGGGCGGGCAGGCGGAGGGCGGGCGGGCGAGGCUGGCGCAGCCCCAGUUCCUCCCUUCCCCGCUGGAGGAUUUUUGGGGAUGGGCCGUGCAGCCACCUGGAAGUGUCCUUUCCCCCACCCGCCUCCUCCCUGGCAAUCGGCCCACCUGCCCAGGCUGGGUUGGAUCAAUGCUCCCCACUGCAGCUUGCAGGGGGGGGCAGGAUCAGGGCCCUAUAUGGCACACGCCCCAUGGCACUGGGGUGCCUGCGCAGUGAAGAAAACUCCCCCUGUAAAUAUUCCCAUCUCCCCAUCCUUUGGCACAAGGGGGGGGGAUACCUGUGGCGUUCAAGAUGUGGCUUCAUUUCAGCUCUCAGCUUCCGGGAGGAAGCAGGCCAUAGAGCCCCCGCCUUGCAUGCAGAAGGUCCUGGGUUCAAGCCCCAACGGCACCUCCAGGCAGGGCUGGGAGAGCCCCCUUGCCUGAAACCCUGUUGGUCAGUGGAGACAGUCCUGGGUGAACAAAUGGCUUGGACUUGGUCUAAGGCAACUUCCUUCGUUCUCCUCCAGCGACAUCUGGAGGGCCACAGAUUCCCCCCCCUGCGGCAAUUCCAGAUGUUGCCGGACUAUUGCGUUCAUCAUCAUCAUCACAAUCAACUCCGCCUGCGCUGUCUGCUCGGGGCGGUUGCGAGUUCAAGUCUAGAACCCCCUAGCCGGAGAGGGGCCGCACAUGCUCCCCAGCCUCGCCUUCCGACAGGGACGGCUAACCUGUGGGCAGCUCUGGGGCACUGCAGGGCUUUUUAAAGAAUCACUACGGAGUUGGGAGGGGGUUCCCAAAGUUCAUGUAGCCCAACCCCCGGAAGGCAGGAAUCGCAGCCCAUUGACCCAAGUCUGCUCCAGAGGCAGAUGGAAGUGACACAUCCAGACACACCUGGAGGGCUGCAGGUUAGCUUUUCCUGUCCUUUUUUAGCGGGGCGGGGGUCCUCCUGAAGGGAGUCAAAUCUAUCCCCCCCCCUGCAAACACCACUCCUCCUUCUUCUUCUUCCUCCUCCUCCUCCUCCUCCCCACCUUCCCAUAUAGUGCGUGGAACUGUAUGUGUCCCAUUCCAGACCCGCCUGACCACGCACCUAUAUAUAUAUAUGUAUAGAGAGAUAUAUAAACACCAAAUGUAUUUAUCUCACAUGUUUCCCUCCCCUAAUAGUGUUAACACUGGAAUUACAACGUCUAGGUGCUGUGGGUCGGGCAUCAUUCCCCCCCCC
Molecule: messenger RNA, 3599 nt
Organism: Lacerta agilis (Sand lizard)
Lineage: Eukaryota; Metazoa; Chordata; Lepidosauria; Squamata; Lacertidae
Gene: GIT1
Product: GIT ArfGAP 1
Biological process (GO): regulation of ARF protein signal transduction; brain development
Molecular function (GO): GTPase activator activity; protein binding
Source: RefSeq, a predicted model, not a curated record